Messenger RNA from Haemorhous mexicanus (house finch), 985 nucleotides. RefSeq names its product N-acetylmuramoyl-L-alanine amidase-like. NCBI's taxonomy places the organism in Eukaryota, Metazoa, Chordata, Aves, Passeriformes, Fringillidae. Gene Ontology annotation, molecular function: peptidoglycan immune receptor activity; peptidoglycan binding; N-acetylmuramoyl-L-alanine amidase activity. Gene Ontology annotation, biological process: peptidoglycan catabolic process; detection of bacterium; defense response to Gram-positive bacterium. The record is from RefSeq and is a predicted model, not a curated record. The transcript is spliced from 3 exons.
AUGGACACCCUUGAGUCCCCGGCCCGGGACAGCUCCCCUACCACCGCCACGGCACUGGGGCAGGGGCUGAGGGUCUGCAGCACCUUGGAGUGCCACGCAGGGCUAGAUGAGCACCUCCAGGACCCCCUUCCGGGUCUCACUCCUGGGCAGUGGCAGCUCCUGACCAAGCUCCUGCGCUGUGACCCUGCAACACUGGACUAUGGGGCCAUACUGGCCCCCAACAGCUCCAUGGUGGCCCUCAGUCCCCUCUUUGCCAGCAUCGAGAUGGGGCUGAGGUGGCUCCUGCUGGGCUCCAUGUUCCUGCACCACACCCUGGAGCCGGUGAGGCCAUGCCAGAGCUGCUACACCUGUUCCCAUGCCAUGAGGGACAUGCAGAGCUUUCACCAGGAUACCCACAGUUGGGACAACAUUGGCUGCAGCUUCGUGAUGGGCUCAGACGGGUACCUGUAUGAGGGUCAGGGGUGGCACUGGAUCAGUGCCCACACCAAGGACUACAAUACCAAGGGCUUCAGCACUGGCAUCAUCUGGGACUUCUCGGCCACCCUGCUGGACCCCGACACCCUGGCCCUGAUGCAGGAUGAACUCUAGCCCUGUGCUGUCCAGUCUGGCUGUGUCCAGCCAGACUUCACCCUGUGUGGCCAGCUCAGCCGCACCAAUUGCCCUGGCAACGCCCUCUUCCAGGAGAUCCAGAGCUGGCCCAGCUUCCAGGGGACACUGGUGUCCCCAGGGCUUGGGGUGGGUGUCCCAGUGGAGUUAGUGGGAGGAGGUUCAGGGUGAUGAUUGGGAUUGACUGAACCCUGUGUUUUCCUCCAUGGUCAUGUCCUAUGCCAUGUCCCAUGUCCCAUGCCCUGUGUCCCAUGCCAUGCUCCAUGGUCAUUCCCAUGUCCCUGUGCUCUCCAAUCAUGUCCCAUGUCCUGCGUCAUGUCCUGUGUCCUGUGCCAUGCUCCAGGGUCCUGUUCCAACCCACAGCAUGCCCUGUGCCAUG